GAACUGCAAUGUGAACAAAAGAGGGACGAAGCCGAUGAGCAGAGCAGCCUCCGCACUUGGGUGACAUUCGGCGUAGGUUGAUGCACGGAGCCCGGCGAGCAGCAGAGGCGGUCCAGGCGACAGGUUUCCCAGAGGCGCUUUAGCAACUUUAAAUAAAAAUAGCCUAUCGACGUGCGUGUGUCUGCGCGUCGGUGUUCCCGAUCGCCAGCUCGGAGCUGCGAUGUCCCUGCUUGAGGAAUACGAGAGAGCGCCCAAGCGACUUAAGACGGGAGAGGUGGAGGAGGGCGAGGACCUGGAGGAGGGGGAGGACUCGGGUUCGGGAUCCCCGGCUCUGCUAGGAGACGAGGAAGAUGCGGCCGGGCCAGGUGCAGAAAAGAGGCCGCACUGGUCAUCGGCGAAAUACGGGUCCAGUCGGAGGGACGACGGGGACGAUGCCCACCGGAUCGCCCCCUCUCCCGUGGUGCACGUCCGCGGGCUGUGCGAGUCGGUGGUGGAGGCCGACCUGGUGGAGGCCCUGGAGAAGUUUGGGACAAUAUGCUAUGUGAUGAUGAUGCCCUUCAAGCGGCAGGCCCUGGUGGAGUUCGAGGGCCUGGAGAGCGCCGAUAAGUGUGUCGCCUGUGGAGCCAACGAGGCCGUCUACAUCGCGGGGCAGCAAGCCUUCUUCAACUACUCCACCAGCAAGAGGAUCACCAGGCCCACGAACUCCGACAACCCCAACAGCGGCAACAAGGUGCUGCUGCUGUCCAUCCAGAACCCGCUGUACCCCAUCACAACGGAUGUCUUAUACACAGUGUGUAACCCCAUCGGAAACGUCCUGCGGAUUGUCAUAUUCAAGCGGAAUGGGAUUCAAGCCAUGGUGGAAUUUGAAUCAGUCCAAAGUGCUCAGAAAGCAAAGGCAGCCCUCAACGGAGCAGAUAUAUACGCUGGGUGCUGCACGCUGAAAAUCGAGUAUGCCCGGCCAACCCGCCUUAACGUAAUAAGAAAUGAUAAUGAUAGUUGGGACUACACUAAACCGUAUUUGGUUAGACGAGAAAGGGGAAAAGGAAGGCAAAGACAGGCCAUUCUGGGGGAACAUCCCUCCUCCUACAGUGAUAACGGAUAUGGGUCACACUGCCCCCUGCUGCCACUGCCCAGUAACAACAGGUAUAAAAUGAGCUCCCAUGACAUCCCCGAGGUGGUGGCCUACCCGCUGCCCCAGACGUCCUCCUACAUGGGCCACUCCUCCAGCUCUGUUGCCAUGGUGAGCGGCCUGCACCUCAGCAAGAUGAACUGCGCCAGGGUCUUUAACCUCUUCUGCCUGUAUGGCAACAUCGAGAAGGUGAAGUUCAUGAAGAGCGUCCCGGGCACUGCCCUGGUGGAAAUGGGGGAUGAGUACGCCGUGGACAGAGCCAUCACACACCUCAACAGCAUCAAGGUCUUCGGAAAGAGGCUCAACGUGUGCGUCUCGAAGCAGCACGCGGUCAUCCCCAGCCAGGUCUUUGAGCUGGAGGACGGGACGAGCAGCUACAAGGACUUCGCCAUGACCAGGAACAACCGGUUCUCCAGCGCCGGACAAGCCUCCAAGAACAUCAUCCAGCCGCCUUCCUGCGUCCUGCACUUCUACAACGUCCCGCCUUGCGUCACGGAGGAGGAGCUGCAGCAGUUAUGUACAGAACAUGAUGUGCCUGGUUUUAUCAAGUUCAAGGUGUUUGAUGCAAAACCCUCUUCCAAAACGAUCUCAGGGUUGUUGGAGUUUGACACCAAGGCUGAUGCUGUGGAAGUCCUGACAGUACUCAAUCACUACCAGAUAAGAAUACCAAAUGGCUCCAAUCCCUACACCUUGAAACUGUGCUUCUCCACGUCUUCCCACCUCUAGAGCUGAAGGGGGCACACUUGAGCAGGUUUCGUCAGACAGAAGGAGAAGCGGCAGGAGAGCCAGAGGCAGCCCUCCUGGGAAGGAAUGCGAUGACUUAGGAGUGGCCUUUUCUCAGCCUGCAUAAAACUCGCUCAGACCGUGAAGGCAGCGGAGGAGAAUACAUACACACAAAAGUGCAAAACACUGAAGGUCAUUUCUGUGUCACGAUGAUUUUCUUUUUUUUCCCCGAAACAAACUGAACUCCGAGGCAACAGACGUGAACGUGGUGACCGUUGGAAGGGUCUCGUUUUAUCCAAGUAACCUCGCAGGCUAAAGCGCAUUCGAAGCGAUUAGUUCAACAUGUUGGCCGGCCAAUGGUUCUGAAAGCUGCCCACGAGGAGGUGGAGGAGGAGGAGUGUUGUAAGUGUGAAUCGAUGUCAGUGACGUGUGGUCAACAGUGUAUUUACCAAGUUAUAAAAGCUCCUUCAAGUUCGUGCCAGUAGUUGGCUGCACUCAUUUGGUACCUGAAUGAACAACGUGUUUAUAGGCUGUAAUAUUUAGACAUAUUGUAAUAUAUGAAUGUGUAUAGCACUUGAGGGGUGAGGGGCCUGGGGAAGACUUAUUUAAGACCUGGUGUCUAACUUUAACAGAGGGAAAUGUUUUUUUUUUGAGACGGUACUUUGAUCAGUUUUAGGGACUGUGUUUGUACAAUGUUUACACAUAAAAGUUCAUGGUUCGUGUAGUUGUCAGUGUUUUCAGUGCACUGUUUCGGUGUUUGUAUUUGGCACAUUGCCAUGUUCUCAAUGUAAGCAUGACAGUCAUUAAACAUUUGCUGGAUAACA
Molecule: messenger RNA, 2676 nt
Organism: Lepisosteus oculatus (spotted gar)
Lineage: Eukaryota; Metazoa; Chordata; Actinopteri; Semionotiformes; Lepisosteidae
Product: heterogeneous nuclear ribonucleoprotein L-like
Biological process (GO): mRNA processing; regulation of RNA splicing
Cellular component (GO): nucleus
Molecular function (GO): mRNA binding
Source: RefSeq, a predicted model, not a curated record